Messenger RNA from Struthio camelus australis, 2575 nucleotides. Lineage: Eukaryota; Metazoa; Chordata; Aves; Struthioniformes; Struthionidae. The record is from RefSeq and is a predicted model, not a curated record.
AUGCGGCUGUUGGCUACCAACAGCAAGGCUAGGGAGAAGGCACGAAUCGAGAUGCAGGAGACUUGCAGCAGGGGUUAUUCGGAGUCCCCAGAUCUGGAGUUUGAAUAUGCAGAUACCGAUAAAUGGGCAGCAGAGCUCUCUGAGCUGUAUAGCUACACUGAAGGGCCUGAGUUCCAGCUCAAUCGCAAGUGCUUUGAGGAAGACUUUAGGAUCCAUGUGCGGGACAAGAGAUGGACUGAGCUGGACAAGAACCAGCAUCGCACUCAUGCCAUGCGACUUCUUGAUGGGCUGGAGGUCACCGCACGGGAGAAGAGGCUGAGGGUUGCCCGAGCCAUCCUCUACGUUGCCCAAGGCACGUUUGGGGAGUGCGGCUCUGAGGCGGAAGUGCAGGCCUGGAUGAGGUAUAACAUCUUCCUGCUGCUGGAAGUGGGGACGUUCAAUGCUUUGGUGGAGCUGCUGAACAUGGAGAUUGAUAACAGCGCGGCUUGCAGCAGUGCCGUGAGAAAGCCUGCCAUCUCCCUGGCCGACAGCACGGAUUUGAGAGUGCUGCUGAACAUCAUGUACCUGAUUGUGGAGACGGUCCGGCAGGAGGCUGAGGGAGAUAAGGCGGAGUGGAAGACCAUGAGACAGACCUUCCGAGCAGAGCUGGGAGCCCCGCUGUACAACAACGAGCCCUUCUCUGUCAUGCUUUUUGGGAUGGUGACCAAAUUCUGCAGUGGCCAUGCUCCACACUUUCCCAUGAAGAAGGUGCUGCUCUUGCUCUGGAAGACUGUGCUGUGCACCCUGGGAGGCUUUGAGGAACUCCAGAGCAUGAAGGCAGAGAAACGGGAGAUCCUGGGCCUCCCUCCGCUCCCAGAAGACAGUAUUAAAGUGAUCCGCAACAUGAGAGCUGCGUCUCCACCGGCAUCGGCCUCUGACCUGAUUGAGCAGCAGCAGAAGCGAGGCCGGCGGGAGCACAAGGCUUUGAUUAAACAGGAUAACCUUGAUGCCUUCAAUGAGCGGGACCCUUACAAAGCUGAUGACUCUCGCGAGGAAGAGGAAGAAAACGAUGAUGACAACAGCCUGGAAGGAGAGACCUUCCCCCUUGAACGUGAUGAAGUGAUGCCUCCCCCCACCCAGCAUCCCCCCAGUGACCGUAUCACCUGCCCCAAGGGGCUGCCCUGGGCCCCCAAGGUCCGAGAGAAAGACAUUGAGAUGUUUCUGGAGUCCAGCCGCAGCAAGUUCAUUGGCUACACUCUGGGCAGUGACACCAACACCGUGGUGGGGUUGCCCAGGCCCAUCCAUGAGAGCAUCCGAACCCUGAAGCUGCACAAGUACACAUCGAUUGCGGAAGUGCAAGUGCACAUGGAGGACGAGUACCUGCGCUCUCCGCUCUCAGGGGUGAGUGUGGGGAUGAGGAUGGGACAAAGCUCCCUGGAGGGGAGCUGGGGGCGCUCGGUCCUGCCAGGCCUUCUGCCCUCUCUCCCUUCUCCCCAGAUUGCUCUGUUGAAGAUCCUCCUUGCUGCAGCCCCCACUUCCAAAGCCAAGACGGACUCCAUCAACAUCCUGGCAGAUGUCUUGCCGGAGGAGAUGCCGACCACAGUGCUGCAGAGCAUGAAGCUGGGGGUGGAUGUCAAUCGGCACAAGGAGAUCAUCGUCAAAGCCAUUUCCGCUGUGUUGCUCCUCCUGCUCAAACACUUCAAGCUGAAUCACAUUUACCAGUUUGAGUACAUGGCCCAGCAUCUGGUCUUUGCCAACUGCAUCCCACUCAUCCUGAAGUUCUUCAACCAGAACAUCAUGUCCUACAUCACUGCCAAGAACAGCAUUUCCGUCCUGGACUACCCAUACUGUGUGGUACACGAGCUGCCGGAGCUGACGGCGGAGAGUCUGGAAGCUGGGGAUAACAACCAGUUUUGCUGGAGGAACCUGUUCUCCUGCAUAAACCUCCUGCGCAUCCUGAACAAGCUGACCAAGUGGAAGCACUCUCGCACCAUGAUGCUGGUCGUGUUCAAGUCAGCACCCAUUCUGAAGCGGGCACUGAAGGUGAAGCAGGCCAUGAUGCAGCUCUACGUGCUGAAGCUGCUCAAGGUGCAGACCAAGUACCUGGGCCGGCAGUGGAGGAAGAGCAACAUGAAGACCAUGUCGGCCAUCUACCAGAAAGUACGGCACCGUCUGAACGACGACUGGGCUUACGGCAAUGACCUGGAUGCCCGACCCUGGGACUUCCAGGCUGAGGAAUGCGCCCUGCGCGCCAGCAUCGAGCGUUUCAACUCGCGCCGUUAUGACCGGGCGCACAGCAACCCCGACUUCCUCCCUGUGGACAACUGCCUGCAGAGCGUGCUGGGCCAGCGUGUGGAGCUGCCUGAGGAUUUCCAGGUCAACUACGACCUGUGGCUGGAGAGGGAGGUCUUCUCCCGGCCCAUCUCCUGGGAGGAGCUGCUGCAGUGAUGGCACCGCUGCGAGGACGACAAGGGAGGCAGGAAGGGGGUCGUUCAGGGAGAGACUCGAGCCUGGCCUGGGCUGGGCGCUGAGGAUGCUGCGGCCCCUCUCCAGCCGUGAGCUGAGGGGCAGGGGGGGGAACUUGAGGGGGGGGGGC